AUGAACACCGAGCCAAAGGAGGAGAAGGACACGACACUGUCGGAGCGUAUUCGACAAUUGCACCGGCGUAUCGAGCGUGCGAAGCCGAUUUUCAACCAGCAUGAGAGAGGGGAACUGUGUGUGAUGAACGAUGACCAGCGGCGGCAAGUGAACAUGUACCCGAUGUGGCUCGAGGACCUCAAAGAGCUGAGGCAGGGUCGCUUGCCACCCGUGCGCACGUAUCAGCCCCCAAAGGAGGAAUUCACCACACAUAUCGAAAACACGAAGACGAUGACAGACGUUGAAGAAGCUCCAACAGAGAUGGUACAAGAAGCAGAGCCGGAACCGAAUACCCUAGAGGAGGUGGAGGUACCGCGGUGUGAAAACGAACCAGUCGCUGUGGCGGAUUACGAGGAGAAUGUCGAGAACGAUCAACAACAAGUGGACACCAAAGACAGGGAGAGGGACGGGCCGAUAAAGCAGACUGACCCUGCUGACGGAUUCGUCGGGGAUCCUGAAGCCGACAAGGAACGCGUUGUUGGCCGUUUGUGCUCUCUUUUGCCACGAGCUCGUGAGUCCUUCCUGAAGAAAUACAUUGAAAGGAUCACAGAUACGAAAGAACUGCGUGGCGUCAAGAAGCGGUAUGAGACGGCCAGUAACGUGCGCCAAAAGAUUCUUAAGGGCUCCAUUAGCCGUCCCUCUAAGGUGCAGCUGGAUUUGGUCAGUGAAUUGCCGGAGCUUCGCCGCACUCUGAAUGUUCUCAAACAACAUGAGAAGAAGGAGCAGCAGAGACUGACGCAGUUUUUCCUGCAACACCUCGAAGUAAAAGAAAAAGAGGAGGAGUUGGCGGUGGCGAUGGCGGUGGAAAAAGAAGAAGAAAAAGAAAAUGAGACAGAUGAAGGGGAAGCUCUGCCAUUAUCCACGGAAGAGAAAACUCCGGCUGAGGAGAGGCAUAACAGCGGUAACGGGAUGGGGGAAGCUGACCCCUCCAUGUUCCGUGCGCCAACACCCACUACCCAUGUGAUGGAGCAGGCUGGAGGCUCGGAAGCGAAAGUGCAAGCAGAGGCAGCAGCACUGUUGUCUUCACAGACAACAACACAAUUAACGGAGCGAGCAGAUGCGGGGAGGGUUGGAGAUGACGGUACCCACCCACUGGGUUCUAGUGGACUGAAUGGCAUUACGAAGGUUCACGAUGAGAUUUUGCCGCAAGCUUCCCAACGAGGAGAGAGUGAUGUGCAGGCUUUUUCUGUUUCCAGUAGAAGCAGUGUGUGCGAGUCUGCGACCGCCACGGCAGCGGCCACCUCUCCAGGUGUCAGUCACGGUGUUGGUGUGAGUAGCAGCAACAGUAGUGAAAAGGAUAGAGGGCAGACACCCCAGAGUGUCAUUGAGUGGUCUAGAGUGAAAUACUUCAAGAACAGUGUGCGCCUGGAAAUCAAGGCGGUGAUACCUCCCCAAGAACGGAAUCAACAAACGCAAAAUAAGAGGAAAAGUUCGAGCCCAUCUCAACGUCGGGAUGAUACUGCUGCUAAUGCUCGCAAGAAGAAGAAACGCGCGGGUGCAAGGAAUCGAAUGACAGGAAAAUCAUCGCACUUGGUGAUGGAGGAGUUAAAGUAUGUUCAGCUGCAUAUGCCUUUUUCUGGUGGAGACGAGACUGCUGAGGUUUGUGAGAAGAUCAUCGAUUCAGAGGAGUUGGAAACACGAGCAGCCACGGUGCUUCGAAGAAUCGAGAGGGAAUUUCAGUACAUACAGCGGCACCCCGUUCCGCGUGUUGCUCUCGCUGGCUCUCGCGUAUUGCGCAGCGGCGAUAGUAGUAGUUACUCUUCUUGGAGGGGUGAUGGGAGAAGCGAAGAUACAACGAUUGCCGAAUGGCUCGUUCUUGUGUCCCCAUCGGACGGGCCACUUGCAGGACAGGUUGUUCGCGUCAUGGUGGCAUUUUCACAGCAGUAUCCGUUUGUUCCCCCGCUUGUCUACUCGACGGUGUUCCUACCGUUAACAUCGGUUAUGGUGUCCGAGAGUGGUCAAGCCAAUACGCUUCGUCUGCCGUGGGUGUGCGCCACUUCCUCAGUGUGUGGAGGUAAUGGCGUUCCCUAUGUUAAAUCUACUGUAUGGCAAUCGCACUACACCAUGCACGGCUUGCUGACACAACUACAGAACUUCUUCGGUGAAGAGGCGUUUGCAACGUCCCGUGAGGCGCUUGGUGAGGAGCUGUACCGCCGCAGCGUUUGGGAGGCGCGGCUGGCGUGUGGGCGGCUGACAGCGAACUAUCUUGCAGGUGGGGUGGACGGUGAGUUUCCCUUUCGUACGGCGCUAGAGGUGGCGAAUGGUCCCUUUCUUGUUCUCUCCGCCACCGAUGACAAUGAUGAAUGCGGUGAGGCAAACAAAGAGGGGGUUGAGGAAGUACAGGAAAAUGCAACCCCUCGAAACUCUGCAACCUGCUACUACGAGGAGGGAGUGCAGGGCGCUAUUCAUGGUCCGUUUGAGGGCUGUUGGGGUCACUUGCUCAUGAUGACUCCCACAGAAAACACCAUUGGGGGUGUGAAGGAAGAAAACGAUUCAACAAUGCGGGGAGUCGUAGGCCCUGUUUUAUCUAUUCGCCUCGUGGCUUCUGCAGGAAAGUCACUACCCAAGUUGGAACUUAUUGCUGUUUCUCAGCGAUCGAUAUUGAAAAGAAAGGACAACUGGGCAGAGUCGAUUCUCAAGCAGUGCCAUGUAGAGGGAAAGGACGGUGAUGGCAGGCAGCAGACACUCUCUGGAUCAAACAUUCUUGCACGGUUUCCUGUGAACCUAAACACUGAUGAUGAAGGAAGUACUGUUGUGUGUCUUUUUUUUGAAGAUGAUGGUGAGUCGCGCCCACCGCGUUGCGUGGAAAAUGACGAAUCACGUCUAACGCGCGUACACCUCCCCACGAACAGUGCCUUCCUUCAAAAGAAGCAUGAUUUGACCCCAUUGGCGUGGGCCGUUGUACUGCGCGUCGCGGACGGAGACUUCUCUACCGCAAUCUUCACCGUGCCAGCAGUGGGGAAAGAGACCGAGGAGAUUGUUGUAGAAUCAGAGAUGAGGACUUCCCAUGGCAUUGCAGCGGUCGUAAAAGAAGCUGCGUCUCUCCACAUGGAGUCUGCGAGUAUCAAUUGCGAUUCGUCACUCUUUUGCGUAGCCUCGCUUGAUACGGAGGCGGUGACGGAGCAGCUGGGGGUUAUGUGUGAAGUGCGUCACCCGGUCCCUUCAACACACUGUUUUGUACCGGAAGAAGUCGUUGUGCUCCCCAAUGUGGUUGUCGAGGAAGGCGUAUUUGACGUGUACUUCCCCCCGGCAUACAGUGGGAAGAAGUUCUUCAUAAGUACUACGCCUGUUGCGUCCUGUACACUUUUCUUGCCCCUGGCGAAACCAGAUACAGCACUGCAGGCAGAAACAAUGAGCCGUCUCAAACUCAGCAUCACGCAGUUGCACCGCAAUCCAGACGCUUCUACGGCGUAUACACCACCCUUAAAGGUAGCUGAGACGCUGCGUUUCUUUGUUCUUGCGUUAAGCGGCCUUGCGAGGCAAUGGGCGGAGCUCCAGGGUGCCACAGAAGAAGAAAACGAAAAACGAAUGCAUCAAUUGGAAACCGUGUACACGCGCAUCUUGUGUACAUUCGCGCAGCUUACCCGUGAAGAGACCGCGUUGGAUGAAUUGUGCCGAAACAUAUCCGCUACCAAUGACCCGUUUAGGCUCUCACGGUCUCUUUGCAAGGCUUUGUGCAGAACAGGGGGGGAUGAUGAGGAUGAGGAAGAGGGAACAGCUCUUGUGAAGUGGAUUUUAGCAUCCUGGUACACAUGUACCGUGUGCAGCAAAACGGCAAACGAUGCUGCUGACGCCAGCUCUACAACUACCACAGGAGCGAUCAAAACGAACUGGGUCGCCAACACCACGAAAUUUCUUAGACACUUGAACGAGAAAGGGAAAGAGAGCCUGGUGCCCGAGGCUCAGUUGCACGCCAAGCUUUGUGGUGCUGCCAUAAUAACUGAGUAA
Messenger RNA from Trypanosoma grayi, 3987 nucleotides. RefSeq lists its product as hypothetical. Bases 1 to 3987 code for a protein of 1328 amino acids. NCBI's taxonomy places the organism in Eukaryota, Euglenozoa, Kinetoplastea, Trypanosomatida, Trypanosomatidae. The transcript has a single exon. The record is from RefSeq and is a predicted model, not a curated record.